CCAUAACGGAGGCGAUAGAUGCAGACCUAUGGCCAACAUUCAAAGGGGGAAGAGCCUGCUAUAAAUCAACCCACAGUGGACAGCCUCACUAACAGAGCUGCUGAUCAGCUGUGGAAGGAAUCUCACUGCCACCAUGAGUUUCUCCGGCAAGUACCAACUGCAGAGACAGGAAAACUUUGAGCCCUUCAUGAAGGCAAUUGGACUGCCUGACGACCUCAUCCAGAAGGGGAAGGACAUCAAGGGAGUGUCGGAAAUCGUGCAGAAUGGGAACCACUUCAAGCUGACCAUCACCACUGGGUCCAAAGUGAUCCAAAAUGAGUUCACCUUGGGGGAGGAAUGUGAGAUGGAGCUCAUGACUGGGGAGAAAGUCAAGGCAGUGGUUCAGAAAGAAGGUGAGAAUAAACUGGUGACAACUUUCAAAGGCAUCAAGUCCGUGACCGAACUCAAUGGAGACACAAUCAUCCAUACCAUGACAUUGGGUGACAUUGUCUUCAAGAGAUUCAGCAAGAGAAUUUAGAAAAGUCUGCAUUUCAUAUUAUUUUACUGUGUAAAAUUAAUGCAAUAAACUUUGUUUUU
Artibeus jamaicensis (Jamaican fruit-eating bat) is the source of this 576-nucleotide messenger RNA. RefSeq names its product fatty acid binding protein 1 (gene FABP1). Bases 134 to 517 code for a protein of 127 amino acids. Gene Ontology annotation, cellular component: nucleus; cytosol. The transcript has 4 exons. Gene Ontology annotation, molecular function: fatty acid binding. Lineage: Eukaryota; Metazoa; Chordata; Mammalia; Chiroptera; Phyllostomidae. The record is from RefSeq and is a predicted model, not a curated record. Gene Ontology annotation, biological process: fatty acid transport.